This is a messenger RNA of Rosa rugosa (rugosa rose), 1584 nucleotides long. RefSeq lists its product as uncharacterized. The transcript has a single exon. Gene Ontology annotation, cellular component: catalytic step 2 spliceosome. The record is from RefSeq and is a predicted model, not a curated record. Lineage: Eukaryota; Viridiplantae; Streptophyta; Magnoliopsida; Rosales; Rosaceae. Gene Ontology annotation, molecular function: protein binding; mRNA binding. Gene Ontology annotation, biological process: mRNA splicing, via spliceosome. Bases 1 to 1584 code for a protein of 527 amino acids.
AUGGAUCUUCUCCAAGGCUAUUACGACCAACUGGACGAUGAUUUGGGCUGUUCAGAGGACCACAACCAAAACCCUAAUUUCACAUCGUCCCCAGAAGCUUCGCCACCAAGGCUCCUCCUCCAAGCCAAGUCCGCCGCACCACCGACGGUGGAAAAGACAUUGUCAACGCCCAUCGAUCCCACCCAGCAGCACCUUGUCAACUUCAACCCUAACUUCUACGGCCCACAGCUGUCAUGCAUACGCAACCACAACCUUGGCUUCGUUGAAGACGCCUCCAUCGAGCCCUUCAUCUUCCACGAGCAGUACAAUACCUUCCAAACUGAUGGCUACGCCGCCGAUCCCUCCGCCUCUGACUUCGGCCAUAGAGAGAACGACGCCGUUUCCAUGUACAAUGUACCGCAGCACGAGCAGAAAAAGAAGCGCAAGAUUGAAAAGAGCAAGGUAUCGGAUGAGGGUUUGCCGGCUGAGCUAACGGAGGAGCAGAGGAAAUACGCCGAGGAGUAUUAUGCCAAGAAGAAAGGUGCACUGAGAGGCGGUGCCGGCGCCGACAAGGGAGAGGCUAUACUCGUCGAAAGAACUUGUUUUCAUGGAAAAGAAGAGAGGGAUUAUCAGGGAAGGUCUUGGAUAGCACCGCCUAGUUACGCCAAGGCCACCAAUGAGUACUGUUUUACACCCAAGAGGCUGGUCCACACUUGGAGUGGCAACACAAAGGGUGUGUCUGCUAUUAGGUUCUACCCCAGAUACGGGCAUUUACUUCUCUCUGCAGGGAUGGAUAGUAGGGUCAAGAUCUGGGACGUUUUCAAUUACGGGAACUGCAUGAGAACAUACAUGGGUCAUUCCGAGGCAGUUAGGGACAUUUGUUUCUCUAAUGAUGGCACUAAGUUUUUGAGCGCUUCUUUUGAUAAGAAUAUCAAGUACUGGGAUACAGAAACUGGCCAAGUCAUAUCCACCUUUUCGACCGGAAAAGUACCGUAUGUGAUUAAGCUUAAUCCGGAUGAGGAUAAGCAGAAUGUGUUAUUGGCGGGGAUGAGUGACAAUAAGAUUGUUCAGUGGGAUGUGAACGAGGGGAAGAAGAUCACUCAAAAGUAUAUUCAGCAUUUGCGUGCCGUGAAUACUAUUACGUUUGUUGAUAAUAACAGGAGGUUUGUUACUUCAAGUGAUGACAAGUCUCUCCGUGUCUGGGAGUUUGGGAUUCCUGCGGUGGUUAAGUGCAUCAGUGAGCCUCACAUGUAUUCUAUGCCUUCGGUUUCCUUGCACCCUAGUUCGAAUUGGCUUGCGGCACAGAGCAUGGAUAACCAGAUUCUUGUUUACAGCACUGGGGAGAAAUUUCAGCUAGAAAAGAAGAGGCGGUUUUCAGGGCAUGUUGUUGCGGGGCAUGCUUGCCAAGUGAAUUUCUCGCCAGAUGGACGGUUUGUUUUCUCUGGUGACAGCGAAGGUCGAUGCUGGUUUUGGGAUUGGAAGUCUUGCAAAGUCUUGAAAACUCUCAAAUGUCAUCAGGGGGUAUGCAUUGGGGCUGAGUGGCAUCCCUUGGAGCAGAGUAAAGUGGCAACGUGUGGCUGGGAUGGCUUGAUUAAGUAUUGGUAA